Frankliniella occidentalis (western flower thrips) is the source of this 504-nucleotide messenger RNA. RefSeq lists its product as uncharacterized. Lineage: Eukaryota; Metazoa; Arthropoda; Insecta; Thysanoptera; Thripidae. The transcript has 2 exons. The record is from RefSeq and is a predicted model, not a curated record. Bases 1 to 504 code for a protein of 167 amino acids.
AUGAAACAUAUGAUGGAAUCUGUUGACGGCCCAACCAAUGGUCCACGGGCUUACAAAGGUCCCAUCGGUCGACAGUUACCUGAUUGCCACCUUUUGCCCGUCGUAAACUUUGCUGCUAUUCCCGUGGAACUUCCCUCUCUAAGUGUUCCGGACCUGAGCACCGACCAGACGUACUUACUGAAAAUGUCACAUGCGGUAGCUAGCGGUACUGUUCCUCCUGAGGUCGCAGAUUUAAAGCCCGGGCCCUUGAACCACGCAAGAUGGCUUACUCUUGCUUGUCGCUUAAUGCGGUGUUACGUGGCGACAGAAGCCCCGACAGAGGCGUUAGUGACACUGGUGACAUUUGUUAUGAGAGUCUACGUUCCACAGUGGUUCGAUGUCAAGCAGAGGCCUUCUUGUACCGACGGAGCACGUCACUUUUUCAAAGCGAUUGAGCGAACAAGGUUUGUAUUAUUUAAAAUCAAAAGAACACUAUGGCAACAAUUUCUGCGGGACUUAUACUAA